Messenger RNA from Pecten maximus, 1276 nucleotides. RefSeq lists its product as uncharacterized. The record is from RefSeq and is a predicted model, not a curated record. The coding region runs from base 135 to 716 and encodes 193 amino acids. NCBI's taxonomy places the organism in Eukaryota, Metazoa, Mollusca, Bivalvia, Pectinida, Pectinidae. The transcript is spliced from 2 exons.
UAUAUAAACAAGUCGACCAGCGAUCAGAAUCAGAAACAGCCUAAACGAUCGUGGACAUAGACCUAUAUUAAUACAAACAGUGCAGGAUUUUACUCUCUUACAAACAACAACAGACUUUAUCAAUAACGUAAAACAUGCUGCUGAAAGACGAGAAAGUCAACAUGUACAGUCUCCCAAUGGUGGCCGCUCUACAGACUGGCCGAGCGGUGAUUAUCGAUUUCAUGACCGACCGCCAACUCACACAAACAUAUUGCAUGAUACAGGAAGCUGCACAGAACAGCGAGGGAUACGGAAUGGACGAAUUUGAUUCCGAAAAAGACUUCCGAAGGGAGAUUGAUGGUAGUGACUGCUUCGCUAUCAUGUGUAAAGAAAGUGGGGACAUGAUUGCUGCAUUCAUUAUUGCAGUCAGCAAAUUUUAUCGGGGUCCCUCGGGUGUCGCCGAUCCAUUUGUGAUUGUAAAGAGAUCCGAACGUCAACAGAGACUUGGAGAAUUUGCUCUGCGUACAGCCAUCGACUUCUCGUGUCGACUUGGGUACGUGGCCAUGUACGUUGAUACAUUUUCAAAUAAUGUUGCCAUCCAAAGAAUUGUUGAGAAGAUUGGAGGGUUCAGUCGUGUCGGCUUCCUCCCUAUGGGCGGUCGUCUUAACAAUGGCGAGAUGGUCGGGUCGUUCAUAUACUACAGGGAUCUGACCGUAAGCCUCGUUAACCUCACGUGAUCUGCUUGCACUCGCCUUACCAAACAAGCCAAGGGUUGAUCACAACCGAUCAGCUAAAAGAAGCAAGUGGCCGGUUCGAACUGGUGUCAACCAAAAUAUGACACCACAUCGACACUGCCAUAGUGCCUUUAUGGAUCGACAAGCAAAACACCAACAAUGACGCUUCUGCAGCUCAUAUGUACAUGCUUGAACUUUCAUUUGCGAAUUGCGUCAUCAUCGUGCCGUGAAAGCUUGUCAUCUCUAAACCGAACCAAGUGCGGGAAUCACAGGGACCAAUACCAGAACUCUCUGUCCUAAGAACGAACUGGAUUUUAUCGAACCAAUGUGACAUGCACAUGAAAUGCACGUGCAACGUGCUACAGAGACAAAGAUACGAAUGCUAAUUUAAAGAGUGAUAUUUCAAUCUAUAUUUAAAGACGAUUAAUGUUAUUUUUCAAAUGGUGCCAUUCAGUCAAAGUUAUUUUUUGUAAAGCGUAUUUAUGAUGGAAACAUGCAUUCAUUUUGAUUAUUAUACAUAUGUUAAAUUUAUUGUUAUUGAAUAUUAAAUCAAUAAAAACAAA